This is a messenger RNA of Podospora bellae-mahoneyi, 1498 nucleotides long. RefSeq names its product BLI-3 blue-light-inducible Bli-3 protein (gene BLI3). Lineage: Eukaryota; Fungi; Ascomycota; Sordariomycetes; Sordariales; Podosporaceae. Bases 514 to 1371 code for a protein of 285 amino acids. The record is from RefSeq and is a predicted model, not a curated record. The transcript is spliced from 2 exons.
AGUAUCGAACAGUGCAAAGACGCUCGCUGAGCCAAUUUGCCUUUAGACUGGCAAUUCACACAGAAAUAGGGUCAGUCCGGAGCUGUAUAUCAUAGCAUGUGAAAAUGGCUAUCUUCGGUGUCGCCGGUGUUUUCACCUACGCCUUACUGGCGUUUGAUGCUUGAAUCGGAACGCCGUCGUGUACCCAUAAGAUCAUGGGAUCCCACGAUGGCUCCCGAGCUGUAGGUGUCUGCAACUGACCUUUCAUUCCAUGCCCAAUUCCGAUCGAUUAUCAUAAUACCCCGAACAGCUAAUUGCCCGACAAACAGCAAUUCGGCAGAGCUACCAUAUACACAACCCACCUACCAGGCCUGAGCUGCAAGGAGCCACGGGAGCUAAGCUGCCCCUCACCGCACAGAGCUGCUUUGAGACUCAGACUGACGUCAACGACCCUUUGUGCUGCGGCAUCCUCCGAUUCCUCCGCCGAUUCGAACGGCCGAGCCUUCCCCUCAUAAGUCACAGAACGGGUGUUCGAUGACGCGGUGCAAUUCAGGCACCCUGCGUCUCUGGCGUCCACGGGGUCCUCUUACAUCAUGGCUUCAGACGGGCCAUAUAGGAAAGGUAUCCCAGGUCAGGAGCUCUCCUUUUUACACAAAACACCACCCUAAACCUUCAAAGUCAACACACUACCCACUUCACACCGUGACCACUCCUACUACUACUACUACAACCGCACUCCUACCUACCAGAUCAUAUUACAGCACCGCCAUCAUGUCCUCAGGAUUCUCCAACACAUCGGGCGUCAAGCACCCCGACCCCUACAAGGAGGCCAACCUCGACACCCAGGUCUCCACUCAAACUAAGCUCGACGACCUCAGCAAGUUCAUGGAUGCCUCCAAGUUCUGCAUGAUGACCACGGUCAACCCCAAGACCCAUCAAUUGGUCUCCAGAUGCAUGGCCCUGGCUGGUCAAGAAAACGGCGGACUCGACCUCCUCUUCCACACCAAUACCGAGUCAGGCAAGACCGACGACCUCGCCGCCGACACGCACAUCAACGUUGGCUUCCUCAACAACUCUGGCGAAUGGGCUUCCGUCAGUGGAACCACCGAAGUCAUCACUGAUCGGGAGCUCGUAAAGAAGCACUACAAGCCUCAUCUGAAGGCCUGGGUUGGCGACUUGGGCGAUGGCGUCCACGAUGGCUCUGCCAAUGACCCCAGAAUCGGCAUCAUCCGCGUCAAGAUGGCUACAGCUCACUAUGCCAUCUCGCACAAGAACAUUGCCGGCAGAUUGACCGAGGUGGCCAAGGGUGUGGUGACUGGCGAUACGGCCGUGGUGAACAAGCUGCGCGAGAUUAGCGAAGAGGAGGUUUCCAAGCUCAGACUGACUCACUAGAAGGGUUCCGGGGGCGGAAAGAAGCAUCUCAAAAUCUCAAGACAUUAAACAGGCGUCAUACGGGGAGCUAGCAAAGCUUGAGCAUAGCCAAAAUUGAUUUUGUUUUCUUCUUUUGAAGCAUUCUCAA